AAAUGAUAACUUGAUGGAUUGCAAUUUGCGUGAAGUAGGUGGGAGUGGCAGCUAUCUCUCCGACUGAGGGGAGUGUGAGUCAUCACUUUUUUGAGAUUUUGGCCGCCAAAUAAAACACCAAACACCAAACGAAAACAAAUUCCGUUGUCUCUGUCGUAUUUUAAUUCGCAGAUCUCGCUCACCUUCCAUUCCUCCUUCUCUGCUUCUGUGAUUCGGAAGCAAAAUCAUGUUUUUGGCGAGACCCAUUUUCCGAGGACCCAUUUCCCUUUGGGCGUUGCACUCUUCUUCUUCCUACGCAUAUUCCUCAGCAGCCGCUAUUCAAGCUGAGAGAACCAUCAAAGAAGGCCCCAGAAACGAUUGGACCCGAGACCAAGUUAAAUCAAUCUACGACUCUCCCAUUCUCGAUCUUCUCUUCCAUGGGGCUCAAGUUCAUAGACAUGCUCAUAACUUUAGGGAAGUGCAGCAGUGUACUCUUCUGUCUAUCAAAACAGGAGGGUGCAGUGAAGAUUGUUCCUAUUGUCCUCAAUCCUCUAAGUAUGACACGGGAAUCAAAGGCCAGCGCCUUAUGAACAAGGAAGCUGUUCUCGGGGCUGCAAAGAAGGCAAAAGAAGCUGGGAGCACUCGCUUUUGUAUGGGUGCUGCGUGGAGGGAUACUCUAGGAAGAAAGAGCAACUUCAACCAGAUCCUUGAAUAUGUGAAAGACAUAAGGGAUAUGGGGAUGGAGGUUUGUUGCACCCUUGGCAUGCUGGAGAAACAGCAGGCUGUUGAACUCAAGAAGGCAGGUUUCACUGCCUAUAAUCACAAUCUUGACACUUCUAGGGAAUAUUAUCCAAACAUCAUCACAACAAGGAGUUAUGAUGAGCGCCUGAAAACCCUUGAGUUUGUUCGUGAUGCAGGCAUCAAUGUUUGUUCUGGAGGAAUUAUAGGGCUUGGAGAAGCAGAGGAGGACCGUGUAGGUUUGUUACAUACAUUGUCAACACUUCCCACCCAUCCAGAGAGUGUUCCUAUUAAUGCACUUGUUGCUGUAAAGGGAACCCCUCUUGAGGAUCAGAAGCCUGUUGAAAUAUGGGAGAUGAUUCGCAUGAUAGCCACAGCACGUAUCAUAAUGCCAAAAGCAAUGGUCAGGUUAUCAGCUGGCAGAGUUCGGUUCUCCGUACCCGAGCAGGCACUGUGCUUUCUUGCUGGGGCAAAUUCUAUAUUCACUGGUGAAAAGCUUCUCACUACUCCUAACAACGAUUUUGAUGCUGAUCAAAACAUGUUUAAAAUUCUUGGACUUCUCCCAAAAGCUCCAAGCUUACAAGAAGGUGAAACUAGUGAAACAGAAGAUUACAAAGAAGCUGCUUCUUCUAGUUGAGUUGGUCAACGGUUUCAAAAAAAUAUCCGUCAUCCUUCAACUUCUGUAAUUGCAAGUUAGCAUGCAUUUAUGUUAGGUUUUAUUGAAUUCUCUAUUCUCAGCUUUGAAGUCAUAAACUCCAAAAAUUAGCAUAAAUAUUGGAAAUAUUUAUUUUGGAAUAACUAGGUUUUUUUCAAGCUUAA
Messenger RNA from Cajanus cajan (pigeon pea), 1536 nucleotides. It is a transcript of the gene BIO2, whose product is annotated as Radical SAM superfamily protein. Gene Ontology annotation, biological process: biotin biosynthetic process. NCBI's taxonomy places the organism in Eukaryota, Viridiplantae, Streptophyta, Magnoliopsida, Fabales, Fabaceae. The record is from RefSeq and is a predicted model, not a curated record. Gene Ontology annotation, molecular function: 2 iron, 2 sulfur cluster binding; biotin synthase activity. Gene Ontology annotation, cellular component: mitochondrion.